Molecule: messenger RNA, 897 nt
Organism: Lodderomyces parapsilosis
Lineage: Eukaryota; Fungi; Ascomycota; Pichiomycetes; Serinales; Debaryomycetaceae
Exons: 1
Coding region: 1-897 (298 amino acids)
Biological process (GO): phosphatidic acid biosynthetic process; triglyceride catabolic process
Cellular component (GO): endoplasmic reticulum; lipid droplet
Molecular function (GO): triacylglycerol lipase activity; acylglycerone-phosphate reductase (NADP+) activity
Source: RefSeq, a predicted model, not a curated record
AUGAGUCAUUUGAAACCAAGAAAUUCUAGUCAAAAAUACGCAGUCAUCACUGGUGCUUCAUCUGGUAUAGGAUACGCAUUAGCAACGGUGUUUAGUAAAAGAGGCUACAAGGUUAUCGGUGCUUCCCCACAAUCAGUAUUGCAUUUGCAAGACCCGCUUGUCAAAGAGUAUGGAGUUAUCUCGGUUCCGUGUGAUAUCACAAACCUUGACGAUCUAAAGAGGUUAAAAGAUAUUGUCCUUAAGGAAACCGGCGGUUAUGUGGACAUUUUGUACAACAAUGCCGGUAUAGCAAUUGGUGGUCCUGCAGCAGAGAUGGAUGAGGCAAAAGUGAACAAGAUCUUCCAAAUCAACGUCAUUGGUCAUAUCAAUGUCACGAAACAACUUGCCCCAUUUGUCAUCAAUGCAAAAGGAUCAAUAAUCUUUACUAGUUCUGUGGCAGCUAGAGUUCCUCUUGCUUGGAUUAGUAUAUACAGUGCAACAAAAGCAGCUAUUGAUGCAUACGCUCAAACAUUACACGGAGAAAUGGCACCAUUUGGUGUUAAAGUCCACAGUGUAAUAACAGGAGGGGUAAAUACGCAAAUUGGAGCUGAGGAGACAGUUGCAGAAGCUGAAAAGCAAUUUGGAAACUCAUUGUACAAUGUCGACGGAGCAAUUGAGAGUGGAAAGGCAGCAAAGGAGAUGAGUGUGCGAAACGGGGUCAGCGCAGAGCUGUAUGCUAGAGAUGUGGCUCGAAAAGUGUUGAAGAGACUGAACAAAUUCAACUUGUAUGCGGGAAGCAGUGGAUACACGUUACAUUUUAUUAGCAGAUACUACCCCUUGUGGUUGGUUGAGUAUAUCAUGCAAUGGUUUUUCAAACAGCUCAGGGUUUUUAGAAAUAUUAGGAAAUCCAGAAAGUAG